CACCACAAUCUGUGAGCCUUGGCCUGUGUGCUUUGGAAGAGAAUGAGCCAGGAUAGCACCCGCCUUAUCCUGUCCUCUUGGACGCCGUCACAUGCACGACUACAUCAUGUGAUGCUCAUAAGGUAGGAGAGUUCUUUUCUCUUCCACACCAGCCCAACCAUGGCCAAGGUAGCUCCCUCCCUCCUCGCCGUCGGCAGCGGCGCUGCCUUCACUGCCCAGCCAUCGCCCAGGAAAGGUGCCAGUUUGUUCCGUGAUCGCGUCAUCAGCAGGCGUGCCAGGAUAUCAGCUAAGCUUGGUGGAGAUGGGGAGCUGAAGCCUCCAGGCAAGAAGAAGUUCAUCACCAGGGAUGAGGAGCCCGAACAGUACUGGCAGACUGCAGGGGAGAGGGAGGGUGAGAACCCCAUGAAGACGCCCCUGCCCUACAUCAUCAUCUUCGGCAUGUCCACCCCCUUCGUCAUCCUCGUCAUCGCCUUUGCCAAUGGCUGGAUCAAGGUCCCUGUACGAUGAAACCAUGUCACCGCGAAGCUUCCAGCAAAACACCUUGGCACUUCCUGCAUCCUCUCCAGCGAGAGCACUGCGAGUUUUUACCUUCAUAGAGAUGAAGAGUCAAUGCUUUGUAAUCUUCCGUUCUUCACACAAGACGAGGUUUGUACUACCAGCAGUUGACAGGAACAGUCACAUGUCCAACUAUGUCUUGGUUUCCGGUACACCUCAACUGAUUCUGCUAUUGAAAUGUCAUAUACUGUAUCGAAAUUAAACUAAUGUUCAGCCCACGCCGUGUUCCAGGUUAAUGAAUUGCCCAGAAGAGGUGUAAAAGGAUGACUAUUGAUCAAGAUGCAGCUGGGGUAGCAGCAGCUACAAAAAAAAAAAGUAACCAAGAUAAACACACAAGAACGGAAAAUACAUCCGUUAUCGCCAUAAAUUAACUGGGUUAAUUAAUGGGCCGCGAGCAAGUUGGACUUAAAGCAGGAAUUAAAGAAGGUUUGUGAAUCGGCUCCUGCGUGAGUGUUUGGGCCAUGUGGGCCAUGUAUCUUUAGAUUUAGUUCAGUUUGUAUUAGGUAUAGAGUCCGAUUUGGACACGUUGGUUUAGAUUGUUUUUCAAAUCUCCGGACUAUAAAUAUGUACCAUAUGAUAUUUGUAAAGGAGACGUCAUCACGUUUGCAAACAA
Panicum virgatum (switchgrass) is the source of this 1168-nucleotide messenger RNA. RefSeq lists its product as uncharacterized. Lineage: Eukaryota; Viridiplantae; Streptophyta; Magnoliopsida; Poales; Poaceae. The coding region runs from base 160 to 507 and encodes 115 amino acids. The record is from RefSeq and is a predicted model, not a curated record. Gene Ontology annotation, cellular component: chloroplast. The transcript is spliced from 3 exons.